Messenger RNA from Oncorhynchus gorbuscha (pink salmon), 2363 nucleotides. Its product is annotated as syncoilin-like. The transcript has 5 exons. Gene Ontology annotation, cellular component: intermediate filament. The record is from RefSeq and is a predicted model, not a curated record. NCBI's taxonomy places the organism in Eukaryota, Metazoa, Chordata, Actinopteri, Salmoniformes, Salmonidae. The coding region runs from base 855 to 2099 and encodes 414 amino acids.
UAUCUCAAUACAUUGUUAUAUACCCUUUGUUGGCAAUGACAGGUCUGCGUUGCACCAAACGGCAGGCGUCCCACACCGGGAAUCUUCAACUUUAGUUGCUCCACCUCCACACUUAACACUGCCCCAGAAAUCACUCCUUUCACUUUCACCAUUUUCCUAAGAGCAAAGCAAGAAACAGAUAUUGACCAAAGGGAUGUCCCAUUUAAAAUGGUUAAGGUUAGGGUUAGCUAAGGGUGAUAGGGUGAUAGGGUGAUAAUGCAAAGAUUACAUUAUCACUUGUUGGUGUAGAUAAGACUUUUAGACUGCCACGAUAUACUUCUGACAAAAAAAUGAAUAAAGUGUAACUUCUUUUUUUGACAGCUAUCAGAAUGAUUACAAUUACAUUUCUCAGAAUAUUGCAUUGUUUAUCCUGGAUGACAUAUUUAAAAAAUUAUUUAGAGACAAUUACGUUAUCUCAUAUCAUUAACAUCACAUUAUUAUAUACGUACAAUGACCAGAUAAUUCAGAACCAAUACUCUUCAUCUAAUGUGUGGGAAUGAUCAAACAGCAGUACAUCCUUUUAUCCCAUUGGUGCCUGAUUCUUUAAGACUGCUCUGCAUGGAGUUCACCAUGAGAUCAAGACUCUAUCUUAGUUGUUUAUAAAUGACAGGCCAUAAAAAAAACUAAAUAUAAUCUAGCUCUGCACAGGCUGGCCCAGAUAAGUGUCAGCAAUGGCAUCAAUAACGUCUUGGCCUCUCUCACUGACACAGUGAGUGACCUCAGUUUACCAUGUGGGAGAUGAGAAAGUCUACCUCGGGGGAAGGAUAGUGUUUCUCCGCUCCCUCAUAUCUUAUUUAUGAACACAAACAGGAUAUAUGUUUAUGUUUAGACAAGCAGCUCCACAGAAAAGGUGGUCUAAAGAGGAAACUGUUUGUCUGUGUUGCUAUCUACACUUCUCUGCAUCGUUGUCUAGAAAACAGGUGAUGGAGACACCAAUGGCUGUUGAGGAUCUACAGAGAAGGAGGGAUGUUGAGUCUAGAGAGAACUUGCACUCUGGAGAGGACUCCAUGGAGGAGGCACAUUCUGUGGAGAGCAGCCUUAUGGCAGCACUAACCCACCAUGAGAGAAGCAUGUACGGUGCCGGAUUUGCGGCUCAAGCACACAUCACUGAGGUAGUAAGCCCCGUGGAGAGGUGUGUGGAAUAUACCUUUGUCCAGGUGCUGGGGAACAUGGACAGUGUGGGGCUGCUCUUUGAGGAGUGCAUCAAGAAGGUGGGCCAUCUAGAAAGUCAAAGGGAUGAAUUGAUACUGGAGCUGUUGCAGCUAGAGCAGCCCAUGCUGCAAGCUACUGUGGCCUUGAGGGGACAGUUGUUAGAGGCACGUAGAGUUCUCACCAGUGUCCAGUUGGAGUUUAUUCAUCUGCAAAUAGAGGUGGGACAAGUGAAGAGUAAGCUGUUUGUCACAGCCAGGGACUGUAUCCAGAGCCAGCUAGUGCUGGCUGCACAGCAGUAUGAGGUGGCCCAGGCUUCAAUCACACAGGAGGAGCUCCGGGCCCAAGUCCAGAAUCUUACAGAGGAGGUAGCCCAGCUUCAGGAAGCCCAGCACAACCAGCUGAACACCCUAAAGGACCGGGCCAGACAACCAUCUCGUCCCCGGGCUAUGAGCGAUGUCACUCACUGCCGACGAGCAUCCCUGGACCUGCAGAAGCGCCUCAGUGGCAGCAUGAGGAAUCUAGAAGGCUGGUAUGAGCCACGCCUGCUAGCCCUCCUCCGGAGGAGGCAGGCUGGGAAGGAGACCCUGAGAAGGAGCAGGGAUGUGGGCCGAGACCUUAAGGCCAGACUGGGGCCCCUGAAGGAGCAGACCCAGAGGCUGGAGCUGCAGAGAGCUUGUCUAGAGGAGAGGAUUGCUCUGAUGGAGAGGGAGAGGGUGGAGAGAGUGGCACAGUAUAAGGAGACUGUGGACUCGCUUGAGGAGACCAUGAGGAAGCUGAAGUUGGAGCUUUGCAUUCAGAAAAAGGCAAACAGACAAUUGGAAGAAUUGAAGAAGGGACUUUUGAGUGAGCUGAACUAUGACAGGGGCUGUAUUGAAGUGAGCGAAACAACUGCUGAAAGGGAGUCCUAACUUUUCCAUACUUAUCAAUGGAAGUAGAACAAUUGACAAAAUAUCCAGGACCCAUCAGACCAAACAUGUUUUACUGUGUUUGCGAGUAUCCUUGAUGGUGCAUUUAGCCAAUGUCACCUAUUGGUAUACUUAAUCUGCUCUUAGUGCAUCAACAAUGGUGUUAUGACAGUUGAUCUCAACUUUGAGAGCAGCCUGUCUUAACUGUACAUUUAAGGUCUACCGUAAAUACAUUUUUAUUAUGAAUACACUUACAAAACAUGGGAA